This is a messenger RNA of Lactuca sativa (garden lettuce), 1512 nucleotides long. NCBI's taxonomy places the organism in Eukaryota, Viridiplantae, Streptophyta, Magnoliopsida, Asterales, Asteraceae. The record is from RefSeq and is a predicted model, not a curated record.
AUGAACUCUUAUGCUGGAGUGUUAAAGGGUAAUAGACAUAAGGGCAAGAUUGAUGUUAGAUUCAUUCCAGGGGAGAAAGGGGAAGAGGAUGGACCUGUAAUAAUUCCAUUAGAAAAUCUAAAGAAUGCAAGUAUUCCUUUUACUAAUACUCUUUAUGGCUAUAUGAUUGACAAGAAGUUGGCGUUUCCUGUAAUUCAGAAAGAAGUAAGAAGUUUGUGGAAGAAUAUGGGUUUGGAAGAGGUAUUCAUGAACAGCAAAGGUUUUUUCUUCUUUAAAUUCAGUGAUGAAAAGGGGAUGUUAUCUGUUUUGGAGGGUAGUCCUUGGUUAAUGUUUAAUAAUAUGCCUUUAUUUCUUCAACGAUGGAGGCCUGGUUUGACAUUAACUAAGAACAAGCAUGAUAAAAUUCCUGUUUGGAUUAAAAUAUUUGAUUUGCCCUUGGAAGUUUGGAGUGGUGAAAACUUAUGUAGAAUUGCUAGUAAGAUAGGUAUUCCUUUGGCUUUUGAUUCCUUUACUGAGGAUAUGUGUUUAGAACAUAAAGGAAGGAAUGCUUAUGCUAGAAUUCUUGUUGAAAUAGCAGCUGGGAAGGAAUGGAGAAAGAAGAUUGAUAUAGCUACUUGGGAUUUUGUCUCUAAUUCUGCUGUGAUUCAAAGUUUUGAUGUUGAAUAUGCUUGGAUUCCUUCUAGAUGUAAUCAUUGUAAGGUCUAUGGGCAUGUUGAUAAAGUUUGUGCUGCUGCUAUGAAUGUUGUGAAGGAGGAUAAUAAUGGAGAAGUGAGAAAUUUAAAGAAUAAUAAAGGGAAGGAAGUUGUUAAUGGGGAUGGUUUCACAGAAGUUAAAUAUAAAAAGGUAAUGGGUAACAUUGAUGGUGAAGGCACUAGCAAAUCUCAAGUGGGCUAUUAUCAAACGAAUAAUAUGAAGAAUAAUGGAAAGAAUGGGAAUUGGAGAAGGAGUAUUUUCGCUAAAGGCAAUAAUGGGAACAGAGGUGGAAAUGGUAAAGGGCAAAAUUGGAAUUGGAGUAAUAAAGGAGUAAGUCACUGGAAUCUAGAAAAGAAUAGAAAUUAUGAGAAGUUUGUUAUUGGGCAGGAUGAUAUAGGAAAUCGGGGGUUGAAGGAGAAUAAUAAACAGCAGGUUGCAGUGAAUAAGGAUAACAAUGUAGAGAAGGGCAUUUUUAGUAUUGGUAGUGAGAAUAUAACAGGGGAGGGACUAAGUAAUAAAAACAGUUUUGAAAUCUUGGGAGAGAUCGAAGAGGAAGUAUUGGAUAAAAUGGAAGAGGAUGAUAAGAUUGUGAAGACUGUUGCUAAUCAAAAUGUUGAUAGUGGUGAAGCUGAAAUGGAUUCUAAUGAAAGCAAGAAUAACAAAUUGAUUUCUUCAAUCAAGGGAGUGGGGAAGAAGAAAGGAAGUGAAAGUAAUAAAGUGAAUAAAGAUAAGAUGGAGGCGGAUAAUAAUAGCAGUAAGUUGGGGAGUUCUCAGGCAUUUGAGGAGGUAAAUGCCAAAAAUUCUAUUUUUUCCCAAUGA